UUCGGUCAGUCCACUGCGGCUAUGCAGUGUUUCGAUUGUACGCUGCACCACCCACAUCUCUCAAUAGAGACCUUUGCGGAUCAAAAGGCUCAACAAUGGUUCCACAGUUUCGUUUCCUAUAUAUUCAGCUCACCCGCGCUCAUUUUUGUCUGUCAGAGCUUUACUUUCUCCAAAUCACUGAACUCCCUAUUUUUGCUCGCAUCAUAGACUUGCAUUGCAUCAUGUGUAAAUUUGUAGUACCCAUUCGUACAUGCUCAAAGUGCCACCAAAACGAACCGCUUUUCGACGAGAAGGAAAGGCGACUGUCGCAUAUCACUGAAAAGAAUGAGCGAAAGCUAACAUACAUGGCACCUCCCCAGGACUGCUAUUCGCGGCGGUGUGUCUUCAGCAGUGAACACCCUGUUACUUGGCACGCCUGUUGGAUCACUUGUAAACAAACACAUGGCAAAACACGCAAGAUUAAGGGUGGCUCACCUUCGUAUGUUUGCCACAACUGUGCCUCAUCCCCACAGCGGCAUGGCUCAGGGUAGCCGCCUCAUGGCGUGGGCAAUGGCGUGCUUCGUCGACGGGAAAUUGGUUGGUUUUCUGGGUUAACAAGAUUUUCCGCAAAAUAAUAUCUGAUACAUGGUGUUUGUAUACAUAUGCGAUACCCACUGCGAGAUACCAUCCAUUCAGCUUUCGGGCUCGAUAUUACUCAGAUCGGCGGUUGACCACUUGGCAUUGUUGGCGGGUGUCUCGAGUCGCUGGUGAGUCUUCAGAUCAUGACCCU
This is a messenger RNA of Suillus fuscotomentosus, 769 nucleotides long. RefSeq lists its product as uncharacterized. NCBI's taxonomy places the organism in Eukaryota, Fungi, Basidiomycota, Agaricomycetes, Boletales, Suillaceae. The coding region runs from base 96 to 530 and encodes 144 amino acids. The record is from RefSeq and is a predicted model, not a curated record. The transcript is spliced from 4 exons.